AUGUCCUUCUUCUCCAGGAAGAAGCAUGCCCCGCCCACCGCUGCCAACACCGUGCAGUCCCCAAGUGCCGCUCUUGCCCAACUCCAGUCGCAACCACAACCACCCCCAGCCAAGCAGCUAUCAAAGGAGGCCAGCUAUGAGAGCGCCCUCAGUGGCCGCGGAAGUCCAAGCAUGGGACAGAACGGCGUCUCUUCUCAGGCCCACCGCCCCAUUCGCAACGGCAGCGUCAGCGCCGGCGGCCCCGACGCCAGCAAUGCGAGUCCGCAGUCUGCCCAGCCAAAUUCCUCUCAGCUUCAAUCUCAAGCUCAACAGCUCCAACCGCAGCAGCAGUCUCAGCAACAGCGACCUGCUUAUCCAUGGUCACAACGCCGGCUAACGCUCCCACCACCCGUGACGAUCCCGAAGCCGGGCGUCCAGCAACCGACCGCACCAUCGCCAUCACCAUUCCCCCGGUAUGGUCACGCACUACCCGCGACUGCAACCCCUACUGGAGAGCUCUUUCUCUUCGGCGGUCUCGUCCGGGAGACAGUUCGUAAUGAUCUUUACUUGUUGUCAACUAGAGAUUUGUCGGCAACACUAUUGCAGACAGCCGGUGAGGUCCCGUCUCCCCGCGUGGGCCAUGCUAGCGCUCUUGUUGGAAGUGUUCUCAUCGUCUGGGGUGGCGAUACGAAGGCCAAUACUAAGGCGAAGCCCGGAGAUAAGCAAGAUGAUGGACUGUAUCUCCUCAACCUUGUAUCUCGAGAGUGGACACGUGUAGCAGUAUAUGGACCGACACCUGCUGGACGAUAUGGCCAUGCUGUCACUAUGGUUGGAUCGAAGUUCUAUAUGUUUGGUGGCCAAGUUGAUGGGGAGUUUUUGAAUGAUCUAUGGGUCUUCGACCUCAAUUCCCUGCGAACGAAAGCAACAUGGGAACUCGUUGAGCCUGCCGAGGGCUCGCCACGGCCGGCCCAACGUACAGGCCAUGUGUGCGUAACACACGAGAAUAAACUAAUCCUAUUCGGUGGUACGGAUUGCCAGUAUCAUUAUAAUGACACAUGGGUGUUCGAUACGACAACCAACGUCUGGUCAGAAUUGACAUGCAUCGGCUACAUUCCUUCUCCCCGCGAGGGUCACGCUGCCUCCUUGGUUGAUGACGUGAUGUAUGUAUACGGUGGACGUGGAGUGGAUGGCAAGGACUUGGGAGAUCUUUGCGCUUUCAAGAUCUCCAACCAGAGGUGGUAUAUGUUCCAGAAGAUGGGGCCUGCCCCGAGUCCGCGGUCAGGUCAUGCAAUGGCGUCUAUGGGCUCACGAGUGUUCGUGCUUGGUGGCCUGGGUGGAGAGUCAUUGGGCAAUCCCACAAAACCGGAAGACCCAACCAUGAUACAUGUCUUGGAUACGAAACAUAUCAAAUAUCCGGAUUCAAAUAAGGCACCUCCUACAGGUGCCCCAGCGACGGGCAGGAAAUCUUCUAUUAGCGUGACGCAGACUUCGGCACUUCCUGCGUCCAAUCUCGGACCUAUAAUCAACGGUAUGCGACCAAUGUCGCCUGAACAACAGGGUUCCGAUGUCGAUGAAGCCCGGCGCGCGAUGUCUCCAUCUAGCAUGAGAUCAAGGACACCAAAUGGUGCCAUUCAGCAAACCGUAUCCACUGGCUCGAAGGGUAAGGUUCUAGCACGCUCGGGUCGAGAUGACGACGGCUUUGAUGGUGGGGAAAGUAGUCCUGAGGCACCUUCUUCUGAUUCCCGGGAGCGCGCGUUGUCCCCUGAUCCCGGGAGGGCGAAGAGCCCGGUACAUAGCGCCAGUCGUGCUACCUCACCUGCGUUGCAAGCAGAGGUCCAGGAACCGCUCAGUAUGGCGAGUGUAGCUAUGGGUCGUAACGGCCUUUCUGCACGAAGUCCUUCGCCCAAUAUCGAUCGUGGCAAGCCUCCUUUAGAUGCUUUCUACGGCCCAAAAUCUGGUUCUCCGCUACCCAAUGGACAUGCUUAUCCCAAACCUGGGUCAACUGGAAAUCUUACUGCCGAUUUAAUUAGGGACCUCAAGGACAAGGAAGUGGAGCUUGAGGAGAUGAAGAAGCGGGAGGUAUGGAUGAAGGCGGCGCUUUCGAAAGCAUCGCGCUCUGGAUUUGUAUAUGCGGAAUCAGAGGCUGAACUCUCUGCUCGGGCGGAAGAUGACGAUAUUGAUGGACAGAAAGUCACCGAGAUGGUCAUUAAUUUCAAGCAAUUGAAAGCCAAGAUUCAAACCAACAUUGUCGAGCAUGCACGAGUGGCAUCAGAGCGUAUUCUUGAAGCGGAGCGGUUGCGAUCAAGCGCAGUACAGGAGGCUGCAUUCUAUCGGGCGAAACUGGCCGCGUUGGAGGCAUCUUCCGAUGCAGAAGUCGCCAAACUUGAUCGAGAGCGUGUAGCAGAACUGGAGCGGCAGCUGUCUACAGCUGCAUCUGAACGAGGGGAGAAAGACCGCAAGGUCAAAGAACUUGCAGAAUCUCUUGCUCUGCAGACGAUGCUCGUGGAUCAGGCUGAGGCUCGAGCUGAAGACACUUCCAAGCGGCUAGACGCGUUAUCUCAAUCGCAUGACCGAGACUCGAAGGCUUUCCAGGCCCUGCAAGAGAGGCACACCUCUAUGGAAAUUCUUGCUAGGGACCAGGCGGACAAACUACUCGCUCACAGGUCUCUCGCGGAGCAGCGGGAAGCGGACCACAUGAACGCACGAGCUCAGGUGGAACAGCUGACAACGUCGCAUGAGCAGCAUAUUCGUGCGCUUGAGCAAGCGCGCGCUGCGUUGCAGACAGCCUCCACCCGUGCAGAAGAAGUUGACACCCAGUACAUUCGCGCCCGAGAGCAGGUAGCACAGCUCGAAGCUGACCUUGCAGACUUGCGGGGCGAGUUGGAAGCGCGUACGACCGAAGUCGAGAAUACCCGCCUCCGGAUCUUGGAUGUAGAGAAUUCAUGGGCAAAGUCUCGUGAAGAAGCAGAUGCCUUCAGGGCGCUUACCACUGGCAGCCUAGGCGAGCUCCUCGAUUCUCAUCGAGACCUCAAGAGCGACGAAGAUCGUUUCACGCAAGGACACGCUGAAAAGGUUGAGGCACUGGAGCGAGAGAUUACUUCGUUGCGUGACAUGCUCCAAGCUGCGACUCGCCGCGCUGAUGAAGCUCAGAACGAAGUUGUGCAAGAGCAUCAGAAGGCAAGAGAUGCAGAGUCGGAGACAUUGUCUCUACGCACUCAGGUCGCGGGUCUGCGAAUGCAACUAUCGAGCACGUUGGUUGAUAGCGGCAAAUUGCGCAAAGAACUCAUUGCGAAGGAGUCUCAACUCGAGGCCCAACUCAGGGAGGCCGCAUCUGCCACUAUGCGACUGGAGACAUUGCGGACGCAUCUGGCGGACAUUGGUAUUGUGGCAGAGGGAGAAGAUCUUCCUUCCAGAGCUGGCGGCGUUUCACCAUCCCGGCUAGUGGAACUAGAGAACAGACUUGCCGACCAGAUCCGGCUGCACGAGAUUACUGAGCGUGAUCUGCAAGCCGCUCUGCAGCAGAAGGAAGAUGCGGAGGCGCAGGUGGACACGUUGUCUACUCAGUUGGAUCAGCUACGUCUCUCUCAGAGUCCAACACGGCGCAACGGCGUGGACGCUGCAGCAGAAGCACGUGCAUUAGAGGCCGAGCGGAAGCUUGAGGAAUCCGAAGCUAGUUAUAAGGCCCGUUUGCAGCAACUGGAAGACGACUAUCGGCUUACUGUUCAUUACCUGAAAGGCACGGAAAAGAUGAUGCGCAGAAUGAAAGACGAUCUGACCAAGCAGAAGGCGCUAAAUCACAGCCUGCAAGCUGAACUAGGAUCAGUGGAAAACGGUUCUCGGGCUCGUGUGAAUGGCCGUAACACGCCCUCUUCGGACGAUGGCCACGAGCUGCUGCGUAAUCAGCUGCAAGACGCCCAGCGCCAAGUUCAACGACUGAACAGUGACAAUCGCGACCUCCGGUUGCGUAUAGACACACUGGAGCACGAACUCGAGAAUAUGAGAGACAAUGUUAUUGCGUCGCAGCGCGAAUCUGACGAGCGCCUUUCCCGCAUCGAGGAACUUGAACAAGAUGUCGAACGCCUGCAAAAUUCCCUCGUCAUUGCCCGCGGUGGUCACGACGAGACAUUGCUGGAACAGCUCAGCAACGAAAACACCACUCUCAAGCGCGAAAACGAGCAGUUGUCACAUAAAAUUGACUUGCUCUUGGAAGUCGACCAACCACCCUUUGGACAUGGCCGGCCAAUAUCUGGGAUCUCAGAACGUCGCGCGAGCACGUCUAGCUCUGAGAAUGCCAUGGCAUUCGAACAUUUGUCUACACAGCUGGAUGACUGGCAGCGGCAGUUGGCAAGUUCCAUGAGCAAUCGACGACCCCUGAUGGAGUAUGAUUCUAACUCGACGGGGCACGAAAGGGCGAGAUCACGUUCAUGA
This is a messenger RNA of Fibroporia radiculosa, 4407 nucleotides long. RefSeq lists its product as uncharacterized. The record is from RefSeq and is a predicted model, not a curated record. Gene Ontology annotation, molecular function: protein binding. The transcript is spliced from 9 exons. NCBI's taxonomy places the organism in Eukaryota, Fungi, Basidiomycota, Agaricomycetes, Polyporales, Fibroporiaceae. The coding region runs from base 1 to 4407 and encodes 1468 amino acids.